CCGGAGAACCUGAAGAGAACCCACGCUGACACUGGGAGAACAUGCAAACUCCACACAGAAGGCCGUCCAGCCUGGGAGGCGACAGUGCUAGCCUGUGCAGCCCGGAUGACCACAAGUGGACCUUAUUUAGGAAAAAAUAUGUACAGUAGUCAAUGGUGCAGCAUCGGAUCACAGGGCAGGUGAUGGCACUGAAGAUGAACACUCUGGCUAGCAACAAAGCUAACAUGCUACGGGAAGUGCAGCUCAUGAACAGGCUUUGCCAGCCGAACAUACUCAGGUUUCUUGGGGUUUGUGUGCAUGAAGGUCAACUCCACGCUCUGACUGAGUAUAUAAAUGGAGGCAACCUGGAGCAGCUGUUGGACAGUGACCUGUACCUGUCAUGGUGCGUCAGGAUUGGUCUGUCCCUGGAUAUCGCCCGAGGGCUGCAGUACCUGCACAACAAAGGCAUAUUCCACAGAGACCUCACCUCCAAGAACUGUCUGGUUCGCUGUGAUAACGGCAUGUUCACUGCUGUGGUGGGAGACUUCGGCCUGGCAGAGAAGAUCCCUGAUUACAGUGAUGGUGGGGGGAAGCAGCCUCUGGCCAUCGUUGGCUCCCCCUACUGGAUGGCCCCUGAAGUUCUGAGAGGGGAGCUGUACAACGAGAAGGUGGAUGUGUUUGCGUACGGCAUCAUCCUGUGUGAGAUCAUCGCCCGGAUUGAAGCCGAUCCUGACUUCUUACCCAGGACAGAGGACUUUGGUCUGGACGUGGUUGCAUUUGAGAACAUGGUUGGGGAUUGUCCAGCGGCCUUCUUAAGCCUUGCUGUCACCUGCUGUAAUAUGAGUGCAGAGAGGCGUCCCUCCUUUUCUGACAUUGUCUUCACAUUGGAUGGCAUGGAGAGAGAAGAGAGAGAGACGUCCAUUGCAGUUGAGCCAGUGGCAGUAGAAGUUAGUUGGACAUGUUACCCCCGGCAACCCUGACCCCUCCUCUCCUCGAGACCCCUGCGCGGGUCAACCCCUUCUCUCUCAGACAGGACUUGAAUGGGGGGCGUUGUAAACUCUUAGACACACCAAGCAAGUCUGUCAUCUCCCUGACCUUCACCCUCCCGGCGCUUCGCGACCCUUGUUCCUCCCCCCACCGUCUCAGAGGGACGCAAGCUCUGCCAGUCGCUUCCCUGUACUCCAGAGCUCAGCCAGACUGUAGCCUUGUCACGAGACACUGAGGGGAAGGAGGAGCAAAAGGAGGAGGACGUCAGAGCGGUGAUUAGACCAGGGACAGUGGAGGAUGUGGAGGAGGACAUGAGGAAGAAGACAGGGGCCGUUUCUCAAUACCAAGUACGGUCAAGUAUGGACUUGCAAACUUGCAAGUUCAUACUUGGAUAGUUCGACUCGGGAGUACAAACUCCCGAGGAUGGGAGGACGCAGUACGGUCAUUUUGCAAUUGGAACAGCAGCGAACUUGAUGACGUCACCAACGUCACGACGUCACCAACUCAGCUCGUCGGUCCCGCC
Molecule: messenger RNA, 1489 nt
Organism: Anoplopoma fimbria (sablefish)
Lineage: Eukaryota; Metazoa; Chordata; Actinopteri; Perciformes; Anoplopomatidae
Product: dual specificity testis-specific protein kinase 2-like
Exons: 10
Coding region: 153-959 (268 amino acids)
Biological process (GO): positive regulation of stress fiber assembly; actin cytoskeleton organization; protein phosphorylation
Cellular component (GO): cytoplasm; nucleus
Molecular function (GO): ATP binding; protein serine/threonine kinase activity
Source: RefSeq, a predicted model, not a curated record